Messenger RNA from Sphaerulina musiva SO2202, 1039 nucleotides. RefSeq lists its product as uncharacterized. Bases 497 to 850 code for a protein of 117 amino acids. The transcript has 7 exons. NCBI's taxonomy places the organism in Eukaryota, Fungi, Ascomycota, Dothideomycetes, Mycosphaerellales, Mycosphaerellaceae. The record is from RefSeq and is a predicted model, not a curated record.
GUGAACGUCACAGACGUCAAGACUUCACAGCCCUCCACCUCUUUCUCCAGUGUAGUCUUACGAGCUAACUACUUCUUAGUUCUACCUUUUGGGGUGCUUUCCCGCGGUUGUCAUGGGCUGCCUAUCGCGAUGGCUGUGAUUUCUGUCGCUGCUAGGAGGUAUUUUAGGAACGCACUUUCUGGAACGCACUUUCUGGAACGCAGUCCGGCCUCCAGCUACUAUACCGGCACUCUUGUGACGAACCUGAUCACUCCUUAGGGUACAGACGGCUGCCUGCUAGAUGGACCCCCGGUAUGUCGAUGCCAUGCCGAUACGGCUUGUGACCUGAAAUGCGGGUCAUCUGGUAGGUAGGCAAACAAUAUAUGAAGAGCGAACUGCUCUCGAUUUCAACAGAAUUGCUAUCCUGCUUCAACAUCGCCAGCUCCAUCCUCCAUCAUCCAACAACCUUUCGAUUCCAACCAGUCACCUUCGUCACUCCCCCCACACAGUCAUCACAAUGCGCUACUCAACCAUCCUCGCUGUCCUCGUGGCAUCUGUUGCUGCAGCACCACUCCCAGCACCACAAAGCCUCAUAGGCACCGUCGCUGGCUUGAUCCCAGGCGGCUCCGGCGGAAACGGGCCCACCACCACCACUACCACCAACAACAAUUCGCCAUCUCCUGAAGGCAACAUUGGCGACACUUCUCUCGGGGACUUUACUGGCCACGGGGGUUCCGGAAACCCAUCCUUUGGUGCGGGUAAUGCAAGCGGAGACUCGGAUAACGGAAACGGCAACCCCCUCAGCGGCAACCAAGUCAAUGUGGGAGACCUUUCUCCAACUGUCAACAUCCUGAGCAAGGGAUCACCAUAAGUGGUCGAUUCAUAUGCGGACAUCUGUCCAGGAGUGAGAGAUCCUUUCUCCUACCUAGUGUCUUUUGCAGGAGUUGGAAGGAGUUAAAUUGAGGGAGGGGGUAAUGAAGGAGGGAAGCAGCUUGAUUUUUGGUGUUAUAGGUUGCUUUAGGUAGGCGGAAAUAGAGAUUGUUUAAGCAUAUAUCUGAAC